ACAACCAAUGAGGAAAAUCAAGAAGACCGGAAGUUGCGUAUCUUCCACUGCCGCAGCUGGGAAAUCAACGUGCUAAAGUUGGGAUUCUUAAGUGCUGGGCAGUCAUGUGGCCUAUAGUGUGGACCGCAAUGCGGACCUAUGCUCCUUAUGUCACCUUUCCUGUUGCCUUUGUAGUCGGAGCCGUGGGCUACCACCUGGAGUGGUUCAUCAGAGGGACCCCAAAACAUCGGGGGGAAGAGGAGAAGAGCGUCUUAGAGCUCAGGGAAGAAAGGAAGCUUCAGGAACAAGUCGGUAUGGACAGCACAAAGGUGCUUAGCCUCAAAGAGAAACUUGAAUUUACACCUAAAGCAGCUCUGGACAGGAACCGACCUGAAAAGAGCUAACCUUUGCUGGGGUAAAGACUCGCGUUUGCCCUUUUCUGUUGUACUGGGAGAAAAAUGGGUGAGGCACAGGGCAAAAACACAAUGUCCCAAUCCAACUCAGCCAUGUUUUUCCUCACUUGUGGCCAUCAAACAUCUUCAGCUGGACUCUGUUAUGUCAGACACUUUCGAUAACAAUGGGGAUGUAGUAAGACGGCAAAUAUACCAUGUACAUGCUGUAUGGGAAUCUCUGGCCUUUCGUUUGAUGUCGCACAUGCCCGUUUGUGCACUGAUCGAUAAUUAAAGCAAGUUACUCUAAAUAAAACACCUUAAACCAUAUAAGUUUUGGGUGUUCUGGCUUUAAACUGACGACAAGUUGUGACUCUGUUAUCCAUUUGUUGUCCAGCUUGAGGAAAAGAGGGACAAUUGUCCACUUUAUUUAGCCACUUCCAUAAUUUAUUGUGACUUUGUUUCUUAAUCACAAAAAUGUCAGGUCUUACAUACAAAUGAUUUUCAUGUUGCAGGGCUGUCUCACACUGGUCUUUCUCCUUUAAUCUUUUCUUUCUAUUGGAGACUGAAUAUCUGAUUGUGAACAUAAAAGUGGAGGACGAACGAUGGGGCUUUGUUGUAACCUUUUGAUUGUAUAUGUGACUUAACAAGCCAGCAGUGUGGGAGGUCUCUCAGGAAGUUUAAGCUGCUUAGUCCAUUUAUACAAUACUUUCAUUUUAGCUCUCUGGAUUGUGCAACCCAACGUUUUUUAUGUGUGUGUAAUUGACGGAGGUGAUUGAUAAAAUAAAUUUCUUAACUUUUCCUUAA
Solea senegalensis (Senegalese sole) is the source of this 1175-nucleotide messenger RNA. RefSeq names its product small integral membrane protein 12 (gene smim12). The coding region runs from base 105 to 383 and encodes 92 amino acids. The record is from RefSeq and is a predicted model, not a curated record. The transcript is spliced from 2 exons. NCBI's taxonomy places the organism in Eukaryota, Metazoa, Chordata, Actinopteri, Pleuronectiformes, Soleidae.